Molecule: messenger RNA, 681 nt
Organism: Metarhizium album ARSEF 1941
Lineage: Eukaryota; Fungi; Ascomycota; Sordariomycetes; Hypocreales; Clavicipitaceae
Product: nucleolar protein 16
Exons: 2
Coding region: 1-681 (226 amino acids)
Biological process (GO): ribosomal large subunit biogenesis
Cellular component (GO): nucleolus
Source: RefSeq, a predicted model, not a curated record
AUGGGCCGCGAACUCCAGAAAAAGAAGCGCCGAUCGAACCGCCAGCCGGUAAAGCAAUCCAACAAGACCAAGAGAAUCCUCAACCCCCGCGGCAACAACGUCAUCGCCAAAAACUGGUGCCGUUUCCCCCCUUUCCUCGACGGCGCCCGCGCCAUCACUCAGAACUACCGCCGCCUCGGACUCGUCGCGCGGCUCAAAGCCCCCGCCGGCGGUGUGGAAAAGAAACUGAGCGCCGCUACGGUGGGGAUAUCGAAAGACGACCCGUUCGCAAUAACGUCUGUGGGCAAGGCUAUUGUCUCGGAGGCAAAGGUGGAGAGGGAUGCGGAUGGCAAAAUUGUUCGGGUCUUGGGGACGACGAGGUCGAAUCCCUUGAAUGAUCCGCUGAACGGUCUUGACUCCGGUUCGGAAGACGAGAAUGAGGAUGAGUGGGGUGGCCUUGCGGAGAGGGAGGCCGAGGAGGAGGGCACGACGGAUGUGGUGAGGAGUCUGAUUGAGGAGUCGCAUAAUCCGGCGCCCAAGGUGGCGAGAUACCAGAGCGAAGGGGAGAGGGAGUGGUUGGGGAAACUGGUUGAACGGUAUGGGGAUGACUAUGCGGCCAUGGCGACGGAUAUGAGGCUGAAUCCGAUGCAGCAGACAGCUAGGGAUAUCGGGCGGAGGAUCAAGAAGAUGCGGGGUGAAUGA